Messenger RNA from Knipowitschia caucasica, 504 nucleotides. NCBI's taxonomy places the organism in Eukaryota, Metazoa, Chordata, Actinopteri, Gobiiformes, Gobiidae. The record is from the annotation of a GenBank genome assembly.
AUGCCGGAUAACACUCCCUACUAUCGCGCCGAACUCUCUGUCUCGCCCUCUCCUCCAUUCCUCCCCGUCACCCACCUCACGCCCCAGCCGCCCUACACCCCGUUCGACUCGGGGUCUCCUUCUCUUAAGACCCGUAUCACCACAAUGGAGAACGAAAUCAAACUCCUGAAACGAGCACACCGCCUGGGCAGACCCGCGGACCGGACAAGACCCAUCAUAGCAAAAUUUCUCAACUACAGGCAAAGAGAGAUGGUGCUCCGCUUGGCCAGAGAAAAGCACCCUCUGCUUCUAGACGACAACCGCAUCUCAUUCUACCCGGACUACAGCGCUGAGACCCAACGCAACAUGCUCGCAUACAACGAGGUGAAGAAGAAACUACGGGAUAAAAACAUCGAGUACGCGAGCCGCUAUCCUGCAAAGCUGAGAGUGCGCCACGAAGGGGCAUUCAAGCUUUUCUCAUCACCCGCGGAGGUGGAAAACUUUCUCCGCACUUUGGAAGAUUAA